Messenger RNA from Alexandromys fortis (reed vole), 1596 nucleotides. RefSeq names its product T-cell ecto-ADP-ribosyltransferase 2-like. Bases 426 to 1301 code for a protein of 291 amino acids. The record is from RefSeq and is a predicted model, not a curated record. Gene Ontology annotation, molecular function: NAD+-protein-arginine ADP-ribosyltransferase activity; NAD+ poly-ADP-ribosyltransferase activity. Lineage: Eukaryota; Metazoa; Chordata; Mammalia; Rodentia; Cricetidae. The transcript is spliced from 4 exons.
AAGAGAAAAGAUGCAAGAUGGGAAUGCGGUUUGGUUGGUAGAGCGGCUGCCGAGAGCACCAGGUCCUGGGUUCUAGUUUUGCACAAAUAAAUCUAGUUUAGUGGGAAGAGAAUCAGGAUUUCAGGUUAUCCUCAGCUACAUGGCCAGUAAGAGGCCAAUCUGGGCUAAUGAAAAACUCAAAACAAAAAGUGAUGGAGAAUAGAAAUGGUAUAUUUAAGUAGUUUAUCUAAUUUAGGUAGUUCAAACAUCUGGCUUUCAAACUAACCUGAAACUGAAAGUACAUUGUCCAGAGAAUAAAAAGGCCACAGCAGCCCUUCUGGAACACUUGCGUUUAGAAGAGACCGGAGACCCAAGGCCACAGCAGCCCUUCUGGAACAUUUGCAUUUAGAAGAGGCCAGAGACCCAGCCACCAAAGAUCUGCUCAGAUGUUCUUGAAGUUGAAGAUGAACUCUCUUUCUGGACUCAAAAGUUCACAUCAUCUGUUCCUCCUGACUUGGUUGUUAGCCCAGCAGGUGACAGGCCUGACUGAGCCUCCCAAGCUGGACAUGGCCCCUGAUGCAUUUGAUGACCAGUAUGAGGGCUGUGUCGAAGAAAUGGAGAAAAAAGCACCCGAGCUGUUAGAGAAAGACUUCAACAUGAAUAGACGGUUAAAACGGGAGUGGAAAAGCGCAGAGCAAAAAUGGGAGACGAUAAAAAACAGAAUGAGUUAUCCCAAAGGUUUCCUUAAUCUCCAUGGAAUAGCUUUAGUGACCUACACUGGGGACAUCCACAAAGAUUUUAAUGACGCUGUUAGAGAAUUCAAGAAAAAUCCCGAUAACUUCCAUUACAGGGCCUUCCAUUACUACUUAACAAGAGCCCUCCAGCUUCUGAGUAACCAGAACUGCUACUCUGUUUAUCGAGGCACCAAGGAUAGGUUUCAUUACAGUGGGAACGGCUCUGUGCGAUUUGGACAUUUCGCUUCCUCGUCUUUGAAUAAGGAAGUGGCUCUUAAAAACUUUAGUGGUGCUACUGGGACGCUGUACACCAUCAAAACCUGCUUGGGGGUGUAUAUAAAAGCAUUUUCUUACUAUCCUAGUGAAGAGGAGGUGCUGAUUCCAGCUUAUGAAGUAUAUCACAAAGUCAGUGUAACACAAAGUGGAAAGGAGAUUUUCCUGGACGCCCCACGAAGAGAGAAGAGCAACUUCAAUUGCUUCUAUAGCGGUCAUUCAAACAGCUCAGGGGCCAGAGACGGCUGUGCCUUCCUGCUGCUUGUGGUGCUACCUGGACUCCUGGUCCUGCUGCUUCCUCUUGUUGAGCUGUAGCCAUUUCCUGCCUGCAGUUUUUGGGUCCUGCAGUUGAAGGGAGGCCAAGAGACAAGAACUUGGCUGGUUCUCUAAGAUCUAUGGUAGAAGGAAGGGUGGGAUCACUCAAUGGUUUCUGUGGACACCCUGGAACCUCCUGGGUCUAUCGGUGACACUUUACUCUCUAAUCUCGGAUUUACUGCCCUUUUAUCAUAACUGUGACAAAGAGCAAUGUUUGUCUGUAUGGUCAGCAGUGACAGUUUUAAGUAUGCAAUAUAUGGUGAAUGUUACAACCCAGGGAAAUAAACGGUUUAUA